UCUCGGUUCAGUCUGUCGCAACGGUUUUCUUCUUCUUCUCUUUGUUUAACUGAGAAGUUCUGAUCAACAAACUGCGGCUGCUGCAGGCGGAUUAAACCCGGAUUAAAUCCGAAUUAAAGGCUGACGAGCUGCAGGAGCGGGAUCUGAAGACCCGGGACCUGGAGACUCGGGACCUGGAGACCUGGGACCCGGAGCGGAUCAGAGGGGAGAGGAGUGUUUGGACCAGAAUCCGGAUCAUGGGUCGGUAGGACGGACGGACGGACGGACCGACGGACUCUGUGGAAACUUUUUUCUUUGUCUCCAUGGAGACGGGAGUUUUUCCCGGCAAUUAAGGAGUUGAUCACACUGUGAUCAGGUAUUGAUACCCUGUAUUGAUCGUGUAUUGAUCGGCGGGAUGGGCGCGCUCCUCCUGCUGCUGCUCGCGCUCUUGACCUGCGGACACGCCAAGAGCGCGUUCACGCAGCGACCAUCCUACAGCCUGUACGCCGGUGGGCACGCGCACGGAGCUCGAGCUGCCAGCAGACACAGAAACUGGUGUGCAUUUGUGGUGACGAAGACAGUGAGCUGUGUGGUCGAGGACGGAGUAGAGACCUACGUGAAGCCUGAUUAUCAUCCAUGCAGCUGGGGGAGCGGACAGUGCAGCAGGGUGGUGGUGUACCGCACCUACAUGAGACCCCGCUACAAAGUGGCCUACAAAAUGGUAACAGAGAUGGAAUGGAAGUGUUGCCACGGUUACAGUGGAGAGGACUGCAACGAUGGUCCAGUUGGAGGAGCAGGAACUCAGCCCAGACCGGGACAAGGAGCACAGAGGGGAGAGACGAACUAUGGACAGGGGGGAGGAGGAGGAUAUGGACCUGGACAGAGUGGAGGACCCAGUGGACGAGUUGAGAAUGAGAAGAUGAGGCAGCUGGAGGAGAAGAUCCAGAGUUUGACCAAAAACCUCCAGGACCUUCAGUCCACCCUGAGCAACAUGAACAGACUGGGCGUCAGUGCAGGAGGAGGAGGAGGAGGAGGAGGAGGAGGAGGAGGUACCUCCUCAGGAGGAAGAAACCCGGCUGAUGCAGCUCAGCCCGAGAUUAAAGAGACGAUUCACAGCAUUCAGACCAAACUGGACCAGCUGGACAACCGUACACAGGCUCAUGAUAAAACUCUGGUCAGCAUCAACAACCACCUGGUGAAUGGGAAAGGGAACGACCUGGAUGGAGGUCUGUCUGGAGGAGGACUGAGUGGAGGAAGGCUGAAUUCACUGAAGGAGGAGAUCCUGAGGGAGUUGGAGAGGAGGGUGUCGCUAUCCUGCUCCUCCUGUCAGGCUGGUGUGGAGGAUCUGCGCCGGCAGCAGCAGGAGGACAGGGAGAGUAUCCGAGGUCUGCAGAAGCAGUUGAAUGCCAUGGAUGUUCGGUAUCGGCAGGGCUUGGACGGGCUGCGACGGGAAGUGAUGCAUCUGAAAGGAUGCUGUGACACUGUUGAUGACCUCCAAAACCGCAUCACUGAUGCUGAGCGCAAGAUCAGCUCGGCCUCAGAGAACUUUGAUGUUCUGCAGAACCGUGUGGACAAGGAGCUCAGCGGAGGAGGCGGCAGCAGCAACAGGGAGAAUGGCAGCUUCAGAGGAGGAGGGUUUACUGGUGGCGAUGGAAUCAGGGGAAGAGGGAGGGAUGUUGUGGUGACGGAGGACAGACUGGACAAUCAGCUAAAGGACCUGGAGCAGCGGAUCAACAACACUGUGCAGCGGACGGAGCAGAGCUGCUCAUACCUGGAAAACGAUCUGAAGGACUACAUUCACAGAGAACUGGGGGACCUGAGAACGGUCUUCCUGGACCGCUUUGAUGACCAGGCCUUCAGGAUCGCAGACGUGGAGCUGGACGUGGGGCUGGUGAAGGACAGGGUGAGCGACCACGACAACCGGCUGUCCAACCUGGAAAACAAGACGUCCCUCCUGAGCUGGAGUCUGGAGGAGUGCGGCUGUGGAGGGUCUGAGGGAGGAGGAGGAGAAGGGGGAAGAGGAGGGGGUGACUGGGUAGGUGGAGGAGGACGUUCAGAAGAACGUCCAGGAGGAGGAUCUACAGGUGGAGGGUCAACAGGUGGAGGGUCUACAGGUGGAGGGUCUACAGGUGGAGGAUCUACAGGUGGAGGGUCUACAGGUGGAGGAUCUACAGGUGGACGGUCUACAGGUGGAGGAUCUACAGGUGGAAGGUCAACAGGUGGAGGAUCUACAGGUGGAGGGUCUACAGGUGGAGGGUUACCUGGUUCAGGAGGAGACAGAGAGAGUGCAACAGAGAAAUCACUGGAGUGGAGAGUGAUCGCCAACGAGGAUCAGAUUCGACACUUUAACACUCGACUCAAAGACCUGUCGGUUUCUGGAGACUCUCUGCUCGACAAGGUGGUGGACCUGAGCCAUGACGUCCGUAAGAUCAAAGCUCUGACUGGAGAUCAUGGCGAACACUUUAACCGGAUCGUGACGGAGGUAGAGCAACUGGGACACGACUGUGAGCUGUGCAGGAAGGUGGAGGACGAGCUUCGGAGGCUGAAGAAUCAUUCCCAAGAUGCACUGGGGCACGUGCAGAGCCACAUCAACAGACUCCAGAUCAGAUUGGACUCAGGGAGGGACGGCUGUUUCCAGAUGUGUUCACAGCUGGAGGACGACGUCCGCCUGCUAAGAGAUGAUGUUAGGAGGUGCACCGGCCAAUGUAAGACCAGCUCGGACACGCCCACAGGUGGUGGAACUGGUGGCACUGGUGGCGCUGGUGCUGGUGGUAGCAGUGGACGUGGACCUGGGUUGGAUGCUGAGAAGCCUCUAGAUGGCCACAGCGUGAUCGGAGGCUCCAUCAACAACAACCAGCUGAAGACGCUGCAGGGUGAACUGUCUGAGGUCAUCCUCACCUUCAGCUCCAUCAACGACACCCUUAAGGGACUCGAACACACGGUGCAGAAACACGGCAGCGUCAUCACCGACCUUGGAAACACAAAGGAUAAGAUCAUUUCUGAGCUGGACAAAAUCCAGCAGGAGGUGACGGAGCACAUCGAGGACAGCCGCGACCGUCUGGACGGGAUGGACGGGGACGUGCGGCGGUUUGAGAACACACUCUUGGUGGAGAUGGGAGACUGUAAGAGGUCUGGAGACGGUCUGGAGAAGAGGCUGUCGAAGCUGGAGGGAGUCUGUGGGCGGCUGGAUGGCGUCUCUGAUUCCAUUCUGAAAAUUAAAGAAGGUUUAAAAGGUUUGUGUAAGGCAAUCAGCAGCUCAGACCGUCAUGUUUAUCAUCACACAGGCCUGCCUGGACCCCCAGGACCCCCCGGAGAAAGAGGCUUCAAUGGAGUGCCAGGUCCCCGAGGGCCCCUGGGACCUCCUGGACGGCCAGGUGAAAGUGGAACACGAGGUCUGCCCGGUCCCAAAGGUGAAACAGGUCUGCCUGGUGCGGACGCUCACGUUCCCCGACUGUCAUUCUCUGCGGCUCUCACCGUUCCCAUGGAGCGAGCCGGAACUAUCGUUUUUGACAAGAUUUUUGUCAAUGAAGGAGAUUUCUAUGACCCAAGAACAGGUAUUUUCACCGCCCCCGUAGAUGGACAUUACUUCUUCAGUGCCAUCCUGACGGGUCAUAAGAAUGAGAAGAUUGAGGCGGUUCUGUCUAAGUCGAACUACGGCAUGGCGCGGGUGGAUUCUGGAGGCUACCAGCCUGAAGGUCUGGAGAACAACCCUGUGGCCGAGGCUAAAACCACUCCAGGAUCUCUGGCUGUCUUCAAUAUUAUCCUGCCUCUGCAGACUCGGGACACGGUCUGCAUUGACCUGGUGAUGGGUAAACUGGCGCACUCUGUGGAGCCCCUCACUAUCUUCAACGGCGUGCUGCUGUAUGAAGACAUGUGACCAUGUUCUGACAAAACCACAGGAGGCUGCACUAUAAAGUAUGAUGUCACUUCCUUUUUGAAGAAUGAUGCUAAACAGAUGAACAGAUUUGUGUUUCCAUAUUCAAACAGAUCACAUGUUCUUGUUUUAUGAUAUAAAUCUAAAGAGUCACUUCAUGUGUGGAUGACAUGAGGUCAUAUGAUGUUAAAUCAGAGCAGGACUGUGAGGACAGAUGUUUCUGUAAACCAGGAUCACGUGAUGACUUUUAGACCUGCCUCCUCUUGAUGCUUGAAACUGUUGUAGUUAAGAAUUACAGUGUUAACACUCUGAAGCAACCCCUAAAGGCUGCAGAGUUCAUUACAGCCACAGUAUGAACAAACUGAUCCUCAGAGAGUCAUCAAAGCUACGAAGAUCAGCAUCUGAAUGUUAACUGAUCAUCUGACUGGGAGAUGUUGAGAUGUCAGAUCAUAGAGUGAGAUGUUGGACGGACAGAAAGAUGGACUCUCAUUGCCGUCGUUGAGACCCGUCCCUGGUGGCUCAGACGUUGUCACAGCAACAUGUGUCAGUGCGGCUCUAAAUAUGAUGAAAACAAAGAAAGCUUUAUAAAAGCAGAAUGUGUUUCCUGUUGGAUUUUAUGACUGAGAUGAGUUCACAUUGUGAAUGUUAAGCUGCAGUGUUUCUUAUUUUGUUUGUAUGUACUGCCAAGUAUUUAAGCCAUUGUCACAUAAUUUCACUCUGAUGGACAAAUGUUACAAGACAAAGCUGAAAAUACUCCAUUUUCUCAUUGUUAGGAAAUCCCAUUAAACGUCCGGUGAUGGAUAAAAUAUUCAGAUUAUAUCAAUGAAUCAAUCAAUUUUAUUCAUAAAGCCCAAUAUCACAAAUCAGAAUUUGCGUAACAGGGCUUUACAGCAUAUGACAUUCCUCUGUCCUUAGGACCCUCACAGCUGAUCAGGAAAAACUCCCCCAAAAAACUUCAACAGGGGAAAAAAACAGUAUGAAAACCAGCAAACAAACUUAAUUUCAGGUAAAAUCCUGCAGUCUAAAUGUUACUUAAUACAAGUCUCAUCAACCAAAUGUACUUAAAGUAUUAAAAGUCCAACAACAGAGCUCUGAGGUUAAAGGGAUUUUUUGGGGAGUUUUUUCUGAUCAGCUGUGAGGGUCCUAAGGACAGAGGGAUGUCGUAUGUUGUAAAGCCCUGUGAGGCAAAUUGUGAUUUGUGAUAUUGGGCUUUAUAAAUAAAAUUGAUAAAUAUCAGGCGUUGAUACACAACAUGUGUUAGUGGAUUAAUUCAUUUAUUAAUGUUUUGAGUGUGAAAAUGGGAUCUAUUGACAAAAAUAGAAAUAUUUAGUAUUAUCAGAUGAAGAUUUUCAGACUAAUAUUACACACAUGAAGCUGAGAACGAUGGAUAACAUGUCACUGCCUGAGAAGGACAAAGGGUAUGAAUGAUGUAUUUCAACAGAUGAAGACAUUAAAGAUUUCCGUUGGUCGUCAGUUAUAGACGUGAUGUGAGGUCGUGUUUGUCUCGACUCUUCACAGUUUACAGAUAAACUGAUGGAGAAAAGGAUUACAGAUAUUUAUAAUAUGAUACGUAUGUUCAUUGACACUUAAGCAGAUCUGAACAGCAGUGGAUUUAACAGACUAUUCUUUUACAGGUUUUAGUUCCAGUUUUGAUAUUAACUUGUCCUUUACACUUCACACUAUUGUAUUGACAAAUAAUUUUCACUGUCAUUAAACACAAGUCAAACCAGG
Molecule: messenger RNA, 5584 nt
Organism: Epinephelus moara (kelp grouper)
Lineage: Eukaryota; Metazoa; Chordata; Actinopteri; Perciformes; Serranidae
Product: EMILIN-1-like
Exons: 13
Coding region: 395-3856 (1153 amino acids)
Molecular function (GO): protein binding
Source: RefSeq, a predicted model, not a curated record